CACGAUGAACGCAAGUUCAACACCAUGUCCGAUUACGGCUGGGGUCCAUCUGGGCCGAAAGUUCGCAAUCACACACUGACCGCAAUGAAGCCCAACACAAUAUACGAAUUCGGGCUCAAUUUGAUCUACCUAAACGACACGUUUGGUCAAUUUCCCUCUGCUGGAACCGGUCAAAUUUGUGCUUGUAAAACACACGGAAGAAGAACCGAUUGCAAAUCUGGCAAACAUCCAUUUUUGAUCAGUUUCAACCCAUCGCGAAGAAUUCACUCGGGCAGCGGAAACGAUUCGUUCGGAUUGGGUGGUGGCAGUGAUUUGACCACCUCGGGUGUUCCGCUUGAUUUGUCCACCUUGGAACCGUUAUGGAAUCAGGAAGUGAACUCGUUGUAUGGGAUCGGCAAAUCCGACCUGAUCAGUUUUGAACAGGUCACCCAAAUUUCAGCGGCAAAUAUUCGAUUUCAAAGAUACAUCGGUUGUGGUGCGUUUGGGAAAGUUUGGGAAGGAUGGCUUCAUGUGACCGGUGUGGAUGGAGAUCGGUUUGAAAAAGUGGCCUUAAAAGUACGCAACAGUAAAUCACUAACGGAAGCCGAAUUCCGACGUGAAGCAACGCUAAUGCAUCGCUAUCAGCACGCAAACAUUGUCCGAUUUUUCGGUGUCUCUUUCGAUUCUCCCGGUCAACAAUGUUUGGUAUUGGAAAUGAUGGAUCAGGGCAAUUUGAGAGACUAUUUACAUCGCGCGCGACCUCGCAUAGCACCGAACGUCGCGGCAAACAUGUUCGCGGCGGCCGCGAUCUGUGCCGCGGGCGGAUCAAGUGGUGCCGGGGACGGUCGAAAUGGAUCGGAAGGCUCCUCGAUGAAUACGAGCACAACCAGCACGGCAGCCGGAUGUGGGACAACAACCGCGUCCAAUGUGAUCACUCUGACUGCACAACUUGAUUUGCCUGCACUGAUUGGGAUAAUGAGAGAUAUUGCACAGGGUUGUCGAUACUUAGAGGAACAACAUUUUGUGCACAGUUUACAGGUUGAUAAGCAGCAGUAUCUGAAUAGGUUGAUGAAAAUUAUCAAGAAGCAUCGAAACGGUUUGCGCAUUGGUCUAUCGAUGAUUGCCGCUCACAAAUCUAUGGAGCGUGUAAUCAUUAUGCCCAAAACCCAUGGUGGAUCUCCGGUACCCAUGCUUUUUUCGGGUUAUCAUUUAGAGACCCACAAUAUUUCCUUAGAACAAUGUGAAUUCCGGUACACAUCACCCCCUAGUGAACCGGAAAAGGGUUUUGGACUACUUCUGGAUGCACAACGUUGCUAUUAUCAACGAUACACAACGUGGUUGAUGAAUGACAGGAGAACAUUGUCCGGAAGUACGAGACUAUCUUUUUCCCCAUCUGUUACUCCUCAGGUUACUUUUUAA
This is a messenger RNA of Echinostoma caproni, 1398 nucleotides long. NCBI's taxonomy places the organism in Eukaryota, Metazoa, Platyhelminthes, Trematoda, Plagiorchiida, Echinostomatidae. The record is from the annotation of a GenBank genome assembly.